AUGCAGCGUGGCGACGCGUGGACGGCCACCGGCACCGGCUACGAGCCUCGUAGUGCCGCAUCCAAUACUACUGGACGUCCAGACUUGCGGUGGGGUCGUCUGACCUUCGCCCAGCUGAGAGACGAGGAAUUCCUGGCCAAACAACUGAGACGCAUCGAAAUUACGCAAGGCGCCCGUCGAACAGGUCGCUCGGCACAUAAUGAGACGGUGCUCUUAGUGCCGGACAGGACCAUUCGUCAAUGGUUGCUUGCGGCACAGACGAAAGCGGCCCGAGGGGUGUCGGAAGACGACGAACUCGACGCGAAAGAGGACACGACGACGGAUGCAGCCACCGACAAUGAAGACCGGAGUGAACGGGAGCUCACGAACGCGCUGUGUGUGCUCGGACGCCUCCGGCAGCCAGAACUGGCCGCCGUCAUGGUAGCCGACCUAAAACAGGCACUGCGUUGGGUCUGCACGUUCCCGAAUCCAAUCUACCAGCUAAUCGCCUUACGUCGUCAAUUAAUGAAGAGCAUGCACGAGGCGGUAGCUGCUCAGCAUCGACACUGGAUAGCAGCAGUUCAAGUGAAUAUAUCCAUCGCGAAAAGCUUGGAGAACACUGUACUACCGCCGGAUACUGUAGAAGACCCGGUCGGCCUUUUUGGACCAACCAAACCUAAGGACAAAGUGACGAGGGAAGCAACACUAGGCAUCCAAGUGCUCGUGUGUUUACUGAACGACUUACACGAUGCUACAGUGACUCAAAGACGCGAGUUUCUUGAAGACCUACUGCCAUUUCUACGCUCCAUGGGCUUUCUAGCUCUCUGUUCAAGACGACAUAGUGGUAUUGUUCGGGGCUCAUCACGCAGUAUGGCUACAUGUUCACCCGAAGCUGAGAUCUUGGAGUUUACGGACAAGAUCCAGCGUUUCUUGCUGGAUAUGUGUCCACGCUCCUAUACACUCCCUACGACGUCCCCCAAACUACCGGCUAUCUCGUCUGGAAACACGGAACAGGAUGUAAUGGACCGUACUAACGCAGUGAAUGGCUUGAUCCACCUUGCCGCAGCCACAGGCUCAAUUAGAGACUUCUUAGUGGUCCUUAAAGUGCUUCUCGGUGUUAACAACAACGCGUCCGAGUCGAUGAAAGAUCUACGACUUUCGUCACGUUCGCUACUCACGUCCUCCGUCCCGUCACUCACAACUGUGCGCAGUGAGGAGCUCCUCCCUAAUUCCAAACGAGAAGACGAUUUGACGCAGAUACACUUUAAACCUGGAGCGUCUUGUCCGUAUUCCAAUAAACCACAAACGGAAAUCUUGGGAGAUAGCACGACGCAGGAAACGUUUAAGAAAAAAACAUUGAAAGGGGUCAAAACGAGUGCUCAUACUGUGAGUCUCGCAAUGCAUCAUCGACUGCUGUACAGUAGUCCAGGCAACAACCUCGUGAAUAUACAGAGGACAAAGGAAGAGCUCAAGGACGCGUUGGUGAUGAACGCAAGUCUGUCGCUGGAUAUGACCAAGAUGAGGGACUCGACUAAGAGUGACACGCCAGUCCUGACCGCGAGGUGUCCGAAAUUUCGAACGCUCAACGAUGCAGUUGACUUAGCUGAGCGUCAGACUUCCAGGGGAAUGCCAGAUGAAGGGUUUGAACACAUUUGCUAG
Molecule: messenger RNA, 1638 nt
Organism: Phytophthora infestans T30-4
Lineage: Eukaryota; Oomycota; Peronosporomycetes; Peronosporales; Peronosporaceae
Exons: 1
Coding region: 1-1638 (545 amino acids)
Source: RefSeq, a predicted model, not a curated record